AUGGCUCCUCAUUUCGUCUUCCCUCGAACUCUUCAAGACCUCGAAGAAGAACACCAAGAUAACCGUCUCUACGUCCACAACUCUCUCAACAUCUCUUCCUUUCGCUCCUCCCAACUUGAAGAGUUCGUCAAAGAUGUGUCGUUCGAUCUCUCCGAUAAAGAACUCUUGUGCGUUGAGGAUCAAGAUGUUUUCGAUCGCGUCUACUCCUUGAUUCGCGGUUACGCAAGUCUCCCGGAUUCUUGUAAAUUGAACCUCGUCGAAAGUCUUCGUUCCAAUCUCAGUGUGCUUCUACCUAAUGUCGAUUCGCUUUCCAGGGUUUCCAAUUCACACGAUGAGGAUAUUCCUGUUCUGGAUCGUGUCGCUUCUCAUCGUAACUCUUUUAAGAUAUACACCUUCUUCCUCCUUCAAAUUGUUCUUGCCGAACACUCCAAUCACUCCUCCAAGGUGGUAGUAGCAAGUUCAAGGAAGAAACAAGCUGUGAAUUCGUGGAAUUGGGAGGCACAGAGAGCUCGUAUACUUAAUCUGAUUGCUAACUCAUUGGAGAUCAACCUUGAAUUGCUUUUCGGUUCAGCGGAACUUGAUGAAAGUUAUCUAUCAUUCAUUACAAAAAAUGCAUUCUCUAUGUUUGAGAAUGCCGCAUUCUUAAAAGAUUCCGAUGCAAAAGAUGCUCUCUGUCGUAUAAUUGGAGCGUGCUCUACCAAGUACCGUUACACGGCACAAUCGUGUGCGUCCAUAAUACACCUAAUUCACAAAUAUGAUUUUGUUGUGACCCACAUGGCUGAUGCAGUGGCUGGUGCUGAGAAGAAGUAUGGAGAUGGAAGCCUGGCCACCUCCCUUGUUAGGGAGAUUGGAAGGACGAGUCCGAAAGAUUAUGUGAAGGACACUGUUGGUGCUGAAAAUGUGGGGCGUUUUCUAGUAGAGCUUGCUGAUCGCCUUCCAAAGUUGAUUUCCACAAACAUUGGGAUUCUUGUUCCUCACUUUGGUGGAGAGUCCUAUAAGAUUAGAAAUGCUCUUGUUGGUGUUCUGGGGAAGCUAAUAGCGAAGGCAUUUAAGGAUGUUGAUGGUGAAGUGAGUUCUAAAUCCAUUCGCUUGCGUACCAAGCAAGCUAUGUUGGAAAUUUUGCUUGAGCGUUGUAGAGAUGUUUCGGCUUAUACAAGAAGUCGAGUUCUUCAGGUAUGGGCUGAAUUAUGUGAAGAACACUCUAUUUCAAUUGGUCUGUGGAAUGAGGUUGCAGAAGUUGCUGCUGGAAGAUUGGAGGACAAGAGUGCAAUGGUAAGAAAAUCUGCUUUAAAUCUGUUAAUCAUGAUGCUGCAGCACAACCCAUUUGGUCCACAGCUUCGAAUAGCUUCAUUUGAAGCAACCUUAGAUCAGUACAAAAAGAAGUUAAAAGGGCUUGAGCCUUCAGAAUGUUCAGCGGAUGAUUUACCAUCUGAUUCUGAUAAUUUUAAUGGUGAUGGUGAAGUUGAGGAUUUAAAUUUUGAAAAUGUUGCAAAAGAGCAGCAAGACAGUUUAACUGAUACUUGCAUGACCCAGACAGAAGAUGCGAUCCCUUUGCAGAACAAUAGUGUGCCAGAUGUUGGGAACUUGGAGCAGACUAGGGCCUUGGUUGCAUCGCUUGAGGCCGGAUUGAGGUUCUCUAAAUGCAUAGGGGCCACAAUGCCAACACUUUUACAAUUGAUGGCUUCUUCUUCUGCUACUGACGUUGAAAACACAAUUCUAUUAUUGAUGAGGUGCAAACAGUUUCUAAUCGAUGGCUCAGAGGAAUGUCUCCGAAAGAUGUUACCACUGGUAUUUUCCCAUGACAAAUCCAUCUAUGAAGCAGUGGAGAACGCUUUCCAUACAAUAUACAUCACGAAAACUCCAAUCGAAACUGCCAAGAAUCUCUUGACUCUUGCAACUGAUUCCAACAUAGGAGAUCUGGCAGCUCUUGAGUUUAUAGUUGGCGCCCUGGUCUCUAAGGGUGAUAUAUCUUCCAGCACAAUAUCAGCAUUAUGGGAUUUCUUUUGCUUCAAUGUUGGUGGAACCACUGCAGAGCAAAGCCGUGGUGCUUUAUCUGUCCUUUGCAUGGUCGCGAAGACAUUAACUGGUGUGCUUGGCUCACAUUUACAGGACAUCAUUGAUAUUGGGUUUGGUCGUUGGUCUAAAGUUGAUCCUUUGCUAGCUAGGACAGCAUGUCUUGCUAUCGAGAGACUGUCCGAUGAUGACAAGAAAAAAUUGUUGACUAAUAAUAGUGUUCGAAUAUUUGGUAUUCUCGAAAGUUUAAUCACUGGUUUUUGGCUUCCAGCGAAUAUUUGGUAUGCUGCUGCUGACAAAGCAAUAGCUGCCAUGUACGCUGUUCACCCUACUCCAGAAACCAUAGCAGCUGAUAUGAUAAAGAAAUCUCUCAGUUCUGUUUUCAAUGACGGUGGUGGUAAUUUGCAGAGUGACAUUGAUGCUAGUAAUGGCUGCAUGCCUAUCACCGUUCAAGUAGCAAAACUUAGCAGAUGUUUGUUUGUCAUAAGUCAUAUUGCCAUGAAUCAACUUGUAUAUAUUGAAUCCUGUGCCCGUAAAAUUCAGAAGCAAAAGCUUACGAAAGAGAAAAAGGACAUUGAGAAUCAGAGUAUAGACAGUAAUGGCACUGCAUCAACUGGUACACAGAAGGAUAAUGAUAUAAAUGCAGAGUUAGGAUUUGCUGCCUCUGAGGAUGCCGCACUUGAUGCUUUGUUUGAAAAAGCAGAAAAAGAAAUAAUUUCUGGCGGUUCAAAUGUAAAGAAUUUGGUUGGUAUCUGUGCCACCUUUUUGUCAAAGCUUUGUAGAAAUUUUGGACUAAUGCUGAAGUAUCCAGAGUUACAGGCAUCUGCAAUGCUUGCUUUGUGUCGAUUGAUGAUUAUUGAUGCAGAUUUUUGUGAUGAAAAUCUCCAGCUCCUCUUCACAGUUGUGGAAAGUGCACAUUCAGAAAUUGUCCGUUCUAAUUGCACUAUUGCACUGGGAGAUUUAUCAGUACGGUUUCCCAACCUUCUAGAACCAUGGACCGAAAACAUGUAUGCCCGCCUACAAGAUCCUUGUGUAUCUGUAAGGAAGAAUGCUGUUUUGGUGCUUUCACAUCUCAUACUAAAUGACAUGAUGAAGGUGAAAGGGUACAUUAAUGAAAUGGCUGUAAGAUUAGAAGAUGAAGAUGAGAGAAUUUCAAAUCUGGCUAAGUUAUUUUUUCUUGAACUUUCCAAGAAAGGAAACAAUCCAAUAUAUAAUUUGCUUCCGGAUAUACUUAGCAAAUUAUCCAAGCAGAAUCUGAGCAAAGAUUCUUUCUGUAACAUCAUGCAAUUUUUAAUUGCUUCCAUCAAGAAGGACAGACAAAUGGAAGCUCUUGUGGAAAAGCUAUGUAAUCGGUUUAGUGGUGUUACAGAUGUCAGACAAUGGGAAUAUAUAUCUUAUUGUCUCUCUCAGCUAUCAUUUACUGAAAGAGGGAUGAAAAAACUCAUAGAUUUAUUUAAGACAUAUGAACAUGUCUUGUCAGAGGAUUCUGUUAUGGAUCAUUUCAGGAACAUACUAACCAAGGGCAAGAAGUUCGCAAAACUUGAAAUGAAGUCUUGCAUUGAGGAGUUUGAGGAUAAGCUGAAUAAGUUCCACAUGGAAAAAAAGGAACAAGAAGUUACGGCUCGAAAUGCCCAAAUCCAUCAACAGAAGAUUGGCUGCAGGGAAGGUUUUACCGUGGCUACAAAUUCUGAAGAUUAUUCAGAAUCUAAUACUGCUUCAGAUGAAACAGACGGUGAAGUAAUUGAUGCACGCAGUGAAGAGACAACGUUGCCUUCUAAUGGUAAAUCAAAAUCCAAACUUGUGUCCGAAGAAUAUUCUGGUGCUUCAAGUCAGUUGACAGAAUCGGAACAAGGGGAUAUCGAAGUCCAAUCACCCAGGGUUAAGACGAGAGGAGCUCAACGCUCCAGAACUAAGAAAAGCAAUGUGAAAGAUGGAAAGGGUGGUAUCUCCGUCACCAAAAGAACUACUGAGUCAAAGAGGUAGAGAUACUCAGGCAUCGAUGAACAAAC
Gastrolobium bilobum is the source of this 4022-nucleotide messenger RNA. RefSeq names its product condensin-1 complex subunit CAP-D2. Gene Ontology annotation, molecular function: histone binding. Lineage: Eukaryota; Viridiplantae; Streptophyta; Magnoliopsida; Fabales; Fabaceae. The record is from RefSeq and is a predicted model, not a curated record. Bases 1 to 3996 code for a protein of 1331 amino acids. Gene Ontology annotation, biological process: meiotic chromosome condensation; mitotic cell cycle; mitotic chromosome condensation. The transcript has 17 exons. Gene Ontology annotation, cellular component: condensed chromosome, centromeric region; nucleus.